UCUCUAUUGUGGGGCUCUCUCCUCAUUCUAUAUUGCUAUUUAUAACACUCUAUUUUCCCUAAACAAAAUAAGCUCACUCAUCACUUCAAUCUGCAGUGUCUCCUCCGAAACAUAUGGCUCUCCUAAUUUCUAUCAUCAUCUUCAUCUUUUCAAUCUUCCCAUUAAGCAACAAUGCUCAAGCUCCACCUUCACCCGGCUACUACCCUAGCUCAAGAGUUGGCUCCAUAGGGUUCAACCAAGGUUUCACUAACCUUUGGGGUCGUCAACACCAAUCUUUGGACCAUGGUUUGCUCGCUAUUUGGCUCGACCGAAGUUCAGGAAGCGGGUUCAAAUCGAUUAACUCUUACUCUUCAUGCUAUUUUGGAGCUGCCAUUAAGCUCCAACCGGGUUAUACAGCCGGAGUGAUCACGUCUCUCUAUAUGUCAAACAACGAAGAGCACCCAGGUAACCAUGAUGAGAUUGACAUAGAAUUUCUUGGAACCCCAGAGAAUGAGCCCUAUGUGUUACAGACAAAUGUAUACAUAAGAGGGAGUGGGGAUGGCACAAUUAUUGGAAGAGAGAUUAAAUUCCAUCUUUGGUUCGACCCCACCAAGGAUUUUCACAACUAUGCCAUUCUAUGGAAUCCAUCACAAAUCAUAUUUUAUGUGGAUGAUGUGCCAAUAAGAAGGUACCCUAGAAAAAGUGAUGAGACGUUUCCAUUGAGACCGAUGUGGCUCUAUGGAUCUAUUUGGGAUGCCUCUUCUUGGGCAACAGACAAUGGAAGAUACAAGGCUGAUUACACUUAUCAGCCCUUCAUUGCUAAAUACAACAACUUCAAAAUCGACGGCUGUGAAGGCGGUGGUGGUGGCGGGUGCCGCCCCAUUUCUGGCUCUCCGGGGGGGUCCGGGGGGCUGAGCAACCAGCAGAGGGCGGCGCUUGCCUUUGUCAACCAUAAUUACAAGGUGUAUGACUAUUGUAGGGAUCCCAAAAGGGACCACAAACUUACACCAGAAUGCUUAUAAGUCUAAAUGUUACUACUACUUCAUGUAUCUUUAUUAUGUGCAAUUGUAUGUUACAAAAUCUUUUUAAAUUUGGAGGCAUCAUAUCAAUGUAUUAUGCAGUCUUGUUGGAUUCAAAUAUAUUUGUUAUUAUGUGAUAAA
Salvia splendens (bonfire salvia) is the source of this 1139-nucleotide messenger RNA. Its product is annotated as probable xyloglucan endotransglucosylase/hydrolase protein 32. Gene Ontology annotation, molecular function: hydrolase activity, hydrolyzing O-glycosyl compounds; xyloglucan:xyloglucosyl transferase activity. The transcript has 4 exons. Gene Ontology annotation, biological process: cell wall biogenesis; xyloglucan metabolic process. Lineage: Eukaryota; Viridiplantae; Streptophyta; Magnoliopsida; Lamiales; Lamiaceae. Gene Ontology annotation, cellular component: cell wall; apoplast. The record is from RefSeq and is a predicted model, not a curated record. Bases 114 to 1001 code for a protein of 295 amino acids.